GUGAAACACGUCUCGAUCGCCCCCGGGUUCUAUGAUACCGUAGCGUGUAUGUUGUAUACGUGUGUGAAGUGAUUAAAUUUAUAUAUUUGUUAAACCGUGCAAAGUACAACAUUAAUUUUGAUGUAAGUUCCUUCACAAUAUAGUUGAACCUCGCCGGGUAAUGUGCAAUAAACUAAGACGUUAAAAAUGUGUGCAAUAAUUUAUAUUUAAUAUUAGAAAUGGCGUCGUACGCUCAUCAAGAAACUCAGUCGAGUCCGGCGAAGGAGCUUCCGAGGACUACAAAAUGCAACAGCGGCUCUCCACACAGAGAGAGAAGACGGAGGGAAGAAGAGCCACCUCAACUGUCAGGGUUCAGUGCAGUCUUGCACAGAACUCCACCACCCCCGCCACCAGCUCUGCUGCGCAAACUUGGUGUCAAAGAACCAACUGGUGUCGGCAAAGUAAAAGUAAUGCUUCGAGUUGGAGCAUCAGGAGAAGGGCCAUUCACAAGUGGCACACAGACAUUCUCCCUAGACAAGCGCAAGAAGCAGGUCACCCUCUGUGAAACAGUAUCAGCAACCACGGCACCAGAAGGCAGAAAGCUGGGUGUCGCUGCACCCAAGAUGUACGCCUUUGAUGCCAUUUUUUCACAAGAUGAUCCACAAACUGAAAUAUGUUCAAGUGCCCUGACUGACGUCAUCAAUGCAGUCGUUAACGGAACUGACGGUUGUCUCUUCUGCUUCGGACAUGCAGGACUAGGCAAGUCGUACACAAUGCUGGGGCGACCUGAAGCUUCGGAGUUGGGAGCUGUGCCAUGUGCCAUCUCGUGGUUGUUCCGUGGCAUUGCAGAACAGCGGCACAAGUGUGGCACGAGGUUCUCGGUUCGCGUCUCAGCGGUGGAGCUCUGCACCAACACCAAUCAGAUACGGGAUCUACUAGCGUCUUAUCAAAAUGACACUGAGCAGUCGCCAGGAGUAUACCUUCGCGAUGAUCCUCUACUCGGAAACCAGCUGCAGAACCAAUCGGAACUGAGGGUGCAUAGUGCUGAAAAAGCCGCUUUUUACUUGGACGCGGCGCUUCAAACGCGCGGCGCACGGGAGGAAGGAAAAGAUAGUCAUCUGCUGUACACACUCCAUGUCUAUCAAUAUAGCGUGGGUGGUAAAGGUGCUGUUGCCGGAGGUCGAAGCCGAUUACAUCUAAUCGACUUAGGAAACUCAGAACGCGGAAAAACUAACGGCGGGAUACCAUUAUCCGGCUUAGGAAAUAUACUGCUAGCUAUAUUUAAUGGUCAACGACAUUUACCGUAUCGUGAUCACAAUCUUACUCACGUUUUAAAAGAAUGUCUUGGUUCUUUGACAUGUCAUACAGCAAUGAUCGUACACGUGUCUCCCAAUGUGCAAAACUAUUCUGAUACAUUGACCACCUUACAACUAGCUUCGAGAAUACACAGGCUGAGAAGAAGAAAAGUUAAAUACACUUCAAAUAAUAAUCCUGGUUCUGGUGGCAGCUCUGGAGAAGACGCCGCAAAGCCAAGCAGUAGCGAUCCAGAUCCAUCGAGCAGUGAUCUAUCAGCGGAUACAGUAAUAUACGUUGGGCCUUUAGAUGAUGCUACUGAUGGCGAACAUCCACCAGUUUAUAUUCCUCACUUAAAUUCAGGUGAUAAUAGAGGUUCUUUAAGUAAAGCAUUAAGAGGUUCAGCUGCAGAACAAAAACAUAAAUCAUCCCUAUCAAAAGUAGUUGAAGAAAAAAGUCCAGUACAUAAGCUACAUUCUUCCCCCAAAUCUUCACCUCUCAAAAACUCUAUUCAAACAAUUCAUACACCAAAAGCAUCUCCUGUUCAUUCAAUUACAAUAAACAAACCGACUCAAAUAAAAAAGACGAUUGAAAGAAAGCAUUCAGAAGAAGGUAGAAGUGAUGAGCAAUGGAUAGAUGGACCUCGAAUAUCAAAAUCAAAAUUGGUAGAGGCACGGCACAUUAUUAAAGAAACUCAAUGCAAAAAGCGUGAAACUUGGAUCGAUGGACCUAUGCAAGAGCCUAAAUUGCCUUUACAAUUUGAAUCAGUACCAAUACAACCAAAGCCUGGUCAAGCACCCCUUCAAGUGGAUAUUCUCAAUUCAUAUACAAACGAAAGUAUCGGGUAUGGCUACAUGGAUAAUCACAAGAAAAACAUGAUCAGGAAAUGGGUAGAAAACCAAACAUCUCAAAUUCAAAAAUCGAGACAUAAUUCACCAAACCACAAACCGCAGCCACCUCAGAGAGAUUCAAGUUUGAAAUCUAUUGAAGGUUCAGAUACAACACACAAAAUGGAAGUUAUGAAAGAUACAAAACGCGUUCAUGUUGAAGAAUCUACUAUAAGAACGGGCUUAAAAUCAGGUUCUAAGACAAUAGAAGAAGAGAACGUGGGUCCUCCUGGUAAGAAACCUAAUUCUUCAAAAGUUGUUGGUAAAAAUGAAAUUGAUGAAGAUGAUGACAGCGAAGAAUUGGCUGAAAUUCCACCAGCGCUACCCCUUAUUCAGCCUAGUAGUCUUAGUAGUAGAGAAGUAUCAAUGGAAAGUUUGGAUAGUAAAUAUAAAGAAAGAAUGAGGAUGGAUGAUGAAAUCAUAUCUAGCCAUAGUAGAGAUAUUGAUCCUCAAGGAUAUAGUAAAGGCCCCGCUGAAGAUGAAGAUGAAAUAUUAGAAAUAAUUGAAGUAGAAGAAUUUUUAGAAGCCGUUCCCAUGCAAGAUUGUUGUCUGCAAGUAACAGAAGAAGAUAUUGCAUAUUGUAUGGGCUUCACUAACUUUGAUGGUGAAGAUGAAGAUCAUCCACUAAGAAUAUUAAGCCAAGAAAAUUUAACAGUUGCUUCAACGUUUACAGAUACUUUGUCAUUAUACAGUGAAGUUGAGCGGCAAAUACGGAACGAAGCAUAUCUUAGACAAACGAUGGAAUUAUAUGCGCAAACAUUUGGUGAGACUGCGGGUGAUUUCAAUCCUCAUACUAGUUCUCCAUCUUCUAGGUCAAGACUUGAAGAGCUAAUUUGUUUAACUGAAAUGUAUGGACCUAGAAAAUUGUCUGAUACAAACAAUCAAGCAACAUCACGAAUGAUUCCUCAAUUUCAAUCGAUGUCAUUGUGUAAUGUAAGAGAUACAGAGGAGUAUCAAGGUGAUGGCUCAGUAUACAGUGAGCCUGCUUAUAGGCCAAGUGAUAAAAUAUGUGAUAGUUGUAAGCGGACAAUGUCAAGACCAGGUAGUGCUGUUGGAGAUUGCGAGGCAUAUCAAAAUUUAGAUGUUACACAUGAGUGCUACGGCCCAUUUGAAAGGUAUCGAGGAAAUGAUGUCACUGAUGCUCGUAUAGCGUCACUACGACAUCCUGACGGGGCAUCAGAUCCAAAUUUACGAGAAGAAAGCCGAAUACCAGGAAAUGGUAUGCCAUCCACUACCUUUCGUGAAUUAAAAUCAAAUAUGCAUUUAGAAGUUAAACCACCUGUAGUUACAACUGAACCACGCUCAGAAAAAUGUGAGAAGGGCGAUAAAUCAAUUGCUAGAGUAGUGGCUGGUUCAAAGCCUGAUGGUUACGACAGUGGUCAUGAGUCGACGCCGAGAACUGGGAAACACAGUCCGGCGGGUACUUCAAGGCGAGCUGAAUCUGGAUAUGACUCUGUACCGAGAGAUUCUGAUGCAUCCUCUUUAGACUCAUAUCCUACGCGUAGGGCUGCGGUGGCAAGAGCACAUGCUAAAAAACAUACAACAGCGAAAUAUAAACAGCACAGUGAUCGAUCAUUCUGCUCAUGGUUGAGAAAUCCUUUUACGUGCAAAUAUGCUGACACAGAUCCCGAAAUCAGUGAUUUUUAAUCCUACGUUAUGAUAAAAAGUUCUUGAAAAUCAAAAUUCUAAAUAUAUGUAUCACUAAGCUACGUUACCGAAUUUAAUCUGGAGACUGCUUUUGUACUCUUGAUAUACACUUAUUUAUACAACAAAAGCUUGGGCACUCGAAUAUUGUUACCACCGUAUUUUUCUACCUUGAUGGCUUCUAGUGUCGCUGGAAAUGUUAUAGAGUCAGCAAAAAGCCACGUUUCUCGCAUAACUUUUGUAAAUAUAGAAAAAUACAACGAAUAUAUAUCGGCACUAAGUAUACUUAACGCUCAUUUAGAAAUUUUAUAUCUAUAUUGAUCUAUGUUUAAUGUUUCACUUGUUAUAGUGUUUCGAUGCAUUUCUUUUGUAAAUAUUUUCACGAAAGAUCUAGUGUCUUCCCAACUCCUAAUAAAUUAGAAGCGGUAUUAUAUGUAAUUUUUCAGACAUUUUGUCCAAUCACUUGAUAUAAUGUCUAGACUUAUCUUCAACUUUAGAUUUUUAUUUAAUACAUGAGUAGUUGCCACUCUAUUAUAUUUCUUUGAGAUUGUAUCAUUUCGAAUAAGGAUUCGUUAAAAAAUCGUAUAAUAAUAAAUGCUUGUGUAUCAAAUAAAGUUUAAGUGAAUGGAUUCAAUGUUGUUACCUUAAGUGAUAAGACUGUUGUCGAUGCCAUGUUUAAAUAGCUUUAUCUAUGGCUGAUGUGAAUAAUAAAAUAUAUAAUGUGCAGGGUGAUAUAUUUACCAUCUGCGAACACCGUGCUUGUGUCAUCACUAAUUCUCAUAAAAAUUUACGUGGUCUAAGUUUUCUUGAUCGCACCUCAGUGGUAUGGUCCGGCACUUGAAAACAUAAUAACAUCAGCUAGUUGGCUUAAAUAUUGAAUACUAAAUAAAUAGUUACGGAUUCUCCAAUUCCUGUGAAAAUAUUUAAAUAGGGUCGUUUGAGUUUGUUUUUUUUAUCAAGAAUGCAAGGUUUACUUAAUUAUUCACAUCAGUCUUAUAAUAAUUCAAGAUCGGCAUGUCCGUCUGUAUAUAGCAUUCAAUGUCGCUUUAUCAAAUGUUGGUAUAUGGGUUAAUGCUUUAUUGUCGAUGUUUUGUUAAUAUACUAUAUUAUUACUAUUAUGAAUAUAUAUCAUGAAUUCUAUGCGUUCGUAUUAGUUUAAUAAACCGUUCUAUUUAAAGUA
This is a messenger RNA of Leptidea sinapis, 4983 nucleotides long. Its product is annotated as kinesin-like protein CG14535. Gene Ontology annotation, biological process: microtubule-based movement. Bases 219 to 3806 code for a protein of 1195 amino acids. NCBI's taxonomy places the organism in Eukaryota, Metazoa, Arthropoda, Insecta, Lepidoptera, Pieridae. The record is from RefSeq and is a predicted model, not a curated record. Gene Ontology annotation, molecular function: microtubule motor activity; microtubule binding; ATP binding. The transcript is spliced from 8 exons.